AGAUAUACAUAGAGUUUGUGUGUGUGUGUGUAUGUAUGUAUAUAUAUACACCCCCACCGAUCCAAUUCAUCCAUAUAAACAGACAAUAAUCAUAUAUAUAAUUCUUAAGAGAGAUCUCUGGAAGCUAAGCAAGAAUGGGUGAUGAUGAGGUGAUUGUGCUGGGCACUGUCUUCAGCAUGUUCUCCAUGAGAGUUCGAGUGGCUUUGUCUGAGAAGGGCAUCAAGUAUGAGUACAGGGAAGAGGAUUUGGGCAACAAAAGCCCCCUUCUCCUUCAGACAAAUCCUAUCCACAAGAAAAUCCCUGUCCUCAUCCACAACGGGAAGCCCAUCUGUGAGUCCUUGAUAAUUCUCGAGUAUAUCGAUGAGGUCUGGAAGGAUAAGUCUCCAUUAUUGCCCUCUAAUCCCUACCAGAGAGCUCAGGCCAGAUUCUGGGCCGAUCUUGUCGACAAAAAGGUAUAUACUUCAGCAAGCAAUAUUUGGAGGAAGAAAGGGGAAGAGCUAGAGGAAGGCAAGAAAGAAUUCAUCGAGGUUCUAAAGUUGUUUGAGGCAGAGUUAGGGGACAAACCUUAUUUUGGAGGCGAUCGCUUCGGAUUUCUCGACGUGGCCCUCGUGACUUACUACAACUGGUUCCAGGCGAUCGAGAUUUGUGGCAACAUUAGCAUCAAGGAGCAUUGCCCGAAGCUUAUGGCAUGGGGCGAACGCUGCAUGGAGAAGGAGAGCGUCGCUAAGUCUGCAGCUGAUGUCAAGACGGUUUGCGACUUUAUUAUGGUUCUCAAGAAGAGGAAUGGUGUUGCUUAGCUCCUUCACCUUCAUACUGUUGAGUUCUGCAAACAUAAAUAAUAUGGCUGUAUUGUUGCACUCUUUAUGUUGCAUUUGAUCAUAUCAGAAAUAUAUAUGUAAUAAAUGGUAGUUUUGCUUACAUGUGAUGUUUUAUUUGUGAUUGAAUGAAAAUCCGAGCUUUGGAUCA
Andrographis paniculata is the source of this 966-nucleotide messenger RNA. RefSeq names its product glutathione S-transferase U25-like. The record is from RefSeq and is a predicted model, not a curated record. Bases 135 to 797 code for a protein of 220 amino acids. Lineage: Eukaryota; Viridiplantae; Streptophyta; Magnoliopsida; Lamiales; Acanthaceae. Gene Ontology annotation, biological process: glutathione metabolic process. Gene Ontology annotation, molecular function: glutathione transferase activity. Gene Ontology annotation, cellular component: cytoplasm. The transcript has 2 exons.